UCUCCACAGAAUAUGAGGAUAAGAGUGUGUCUCCAUCCAGAAGACGGAUGCCAUAACCCUUCCAUUUUGACCUAGUGGCACGUCCAUACUCAAUAAGUAGGGGUGGCCAAGGACUGGCAAAGAACCAGUGCACAACAAAAAGCAUACCUGUACAGAGGAUGUAACCAUGACGAUAUUAACUUCAUUAAUUUAUUUGCCUGAUUUAGUACGGGUAUCUCAGGAUUGCCAAUCAUAUGUUGUGCCAUCCCAGGCACGCAGCUGGUCAGACUGGGGCAUAGCCCAUGGGGGGGGGGGGUUGGUUCUGGCUGGUUUUAUCGUGAAGGACUGAACGAAUUUGCUUGGCACAUCUCGUCUUGCAUGCCUUACAGAAGUGAAGCUAAGUAGUCUAAACCAGUGUCCAGAUUAGGCGGCGGGGCUAAGAAUGUCUCUCAUCGUGAUGCCUUUAAGUGGUUUAACCUAUGGGAGCAGAGAGUUGCCCCUCUGAGCAGUGGGACUCCUGGAAGGGACUGGGAGCCAAGAGUAGCGGUAGAGUGAUGCAGCACACCAGUUUCAUGCCAAUGCUUGUAAUCCAGUCCAUCAUAGUCAUUAUGGACGGGACUCUUAAUUAAUCAGAACUAUUCCUUUUGUUAGUUGCCCAUGACGUGGGUUAUGAUUCCCCAUAGUCCCACAGACCCCACUACCAGGAAUUAAGCCAAAAAUAUAUAUUUUAUGGGGAUUUGAACUAGCAAUCUACAGGUCAUUAAUGUGUUUCUAGAGUUGGUGGAUCUCCGCUGUUUGCUUUCUGCUACACGCCUGUUUUUCGGAGUGAGUUUGGAAAUAAAUAAAUGCACGUGCAUGGAACCCAUCCAGGAUUAGCGACAGCUGACUAUUUAAAGGAGGCACAGCGGCAGUGUUUGGACCGCAGUCUCAAGAGACCAAUGCAGCACUGCAGCAUGCAGCAAAUAUACAUGCAGAGUGAUGAGCAGUUUGAGGUCUUUACCACAGUGUUCUCUCCCAAAGUUGGCAGAUCAAGGGUGAGACUCCGACCUGCAGAUGAAGAUAAGGCGAGUACAGUGGUGGUGACCAUUCACAAUAGGGCCCAAGGUCCAGAAGAACUGGACCUGAGCCAAGGUGAUGUCAUCCAGGUUUUGGUCAAAGAGGACAAAACGUGGUGGUUUGGACGUCUACCCAACGGAAACGAGGGCUACUUCCCAUCAGCCUGUGUCGCCACAUGUGGGCCGGACGGGGAAUCAGGGGAAGCCACGCCCACCCUCUUAAGGAGAGCCUCUGUGCCUGUUGUUAUGGCAACCCCGGCGUCCUGUAACCUUCCCGGUGAGGGCAAUGGGCUUGGAACGCCGAAGCUGUCCAGGAAGAACAGCAUUCGGCGUGCCCUGGCACUUGACAGCCCUUCCAUGAAGGGAGGUGGUGUUCUUCAGGGAUCCCCCAGCCUCAUCCACCGUGUCCUGGCUAAAUCCAGGAGGAAGAGCUGCCCUCACCUCCCACCAGUCUCCGCAAAGCCGGGCUCCAUCAACUCAGCUUACCUGCCUGAAUAGGAUGCCUUCAGAGAAGCAUUUAGACUCAAGCAUUAAGACUCUGAAGCCUCAAGCCCAUUUGACGUUUCAUGAGGACUUGGAAUUUCCUAUUUGAAGCGAACGAAAAAAUAUAUAGGCACGCUGCAUUACAUUCGCUUUCCUUUAACAAAUAUCAGUGUUUCCCCUUUAAUUGUGUUUAUAACACAAUUAAAGUGAGAACCCCUGCCAGGCCAAAAAACAAUAUGUGUAAAAUGUAAUACAUGUCCUAAAUCUCAACGAGUACUAGUGCAUUCAAUUUGUAGGUCUGCGAAAGUAUCCAUCAAUGUACACAUAUGGAAAGUCAGUUUUAUCUAGGGAUGCACCAGUACCCGAUGCUGUGCUCAUGUACUCGUAAAACCUCUCCGAUACAACCACCCGAUGCCACUUUACGCAACGUGAAGUAACGCGAAGUAAGUCCUCAAUUUAGUGAAACAAGGUGCACUGGAGGACUCGGUUUGUGUGGACGUGUGGAGCUCUGUAUGAGAGAAAGUUUUGCUUUUUCUGAAACUCAUUGUGUACCGCGACAGUAUGUUGAUAGUCGAGCUCCGUCUGAGCAGUGAUUUAUUUAAUACCAGCGCCCUAGGGUUAGGAUUCCCGUACAACUAUAAUGUUAUCGCUAGAGUGUGUAGCGCAUUUCAUAUACAACAUCGUUGGAUAUGGAAAAACGUUAUAACGCUUAAACACGACGAUGAUACAAAAAGAAUAAUCAUAAAGUUGCCGUUGGGCGUAACCAUGGUGAUAACACGCCAUGCGUGCAACUGUAAUGGUAUUAUUAAGUACUCACGCAGGUACUUGGUAUUGGCGAGUACCCAAAUGUAAGUGGAAUCAGUGCAUCCCUAGUUGUAGUCCGUUGAACCUGUGUUAUAUACAGUCUAUGUGCAAGGCCGGAUUAACCAUUAGGGCAACUGGGCACUUGCCCAGGGCCCGUGACAUGAAAGGGGCC
This is a messenger RNA of Gadus morhua (Atlantic cod), 2493 nucleotides long. RefSeq lists its product as uncharacterized. Gene Ontology annotation, molecular function: protein binding. The record is from RefSeq and is a predicted model, not a curated record. The coding region runs from base 825 to 1532 and encodes 235 amino acids. Lineage: Eukaryota; Metazoa; Chordata; Actinopteri; Gadiformes; Gadidae. The transcript is spliced from 5 exons.